AUGGAGAAUUUUGAAAACUUAAUCAAGUUUGCAAAGAAAAACCACCUCGAGGUUGACUCUGAUCAUUCCACCAAAGGCCGUCUACUCGGAAGGCUGAGACCAUACAUUACCACCGACAUAGGCGAAUAUAUGGAAUCUAGUGACAUCAUACGCCGUACUCGAACUGUUGAUGUUGAGUAUUUGCCGGGAAUUACGUGGAUCAAUUCCAGCAAACAUCAGGAGAUGGACUUUUCCUUCAUCCUCUAUGGCAACGAAGCCUCUAUUGGCACAUGGUACUCCUCUGCUGCGCUUAUCGUCGGUAUCCCACCCUUCUACAAGCGACAGGAACUCGCUUCAGCCCGAAGUUGGUAA
Messenger RNA from Penicillium soppii, 351 nucleotides. Its product is annotated as Aminoglycoside phosphotransferase. The coding region runs from base 1 to 351 and encodes 116 amino acids. The record is from RefSeq and is a predicted model, not a curated record. Lineage: Eukaryota; Fungi; Ascomycota; Eurotiomycetes; Eurotiales; Aspergillaceae. The transcript is spliced from 2 exons.